AUGGGUUGGCCACACCCACACGUACUCCUCAUAACGUUCCCCGCCCAAGGUCAUAUCAACCCGUCCCUCCGCUUCGCCAAGCGGCUCUUGAGUAUGGGCAUCGAGGUCACCUUUGCCACGAGCGUCCACGCCCGCCAACGGAUGGAGAAAACGGCGGUAGGCCCCGCCCCAAACGGCCUCUCUUUCGCCCCCUUCUCUGACGGCUUCGACGAUGGGUUCAAGCCGUACCAAGACGACCACAAGAGGCAUAUGACCGAGAUAAAGAACCAUGGCUCCCGGGCCCUCAGGGACACCAUUCUCAAGGCCUCCGAUAGGGGCCGACCCGUUACGUGCCUCGUCUAUACUCUUCUCCUCCCGUGGGCCUCUAAGGUGGCCCGAGAGUUCCACAUCCCCUGUGCCCUCCUCUGGAUCCAGCCUGCCACUGUGCUCGACUUGUACUAUUACUACUUUGAUGGCCUGUUUGGGGAUAUUAGCAGUGAUAGCGUCCGGCUGCCAGGGCUCCCGCGUGUCACCUUCUCCGAGAGUGACCUUCCCUCCUUUGUCUCUCCCACCUCGGAUAAGUACAGUUUUGUGCUCCCGGCCUUCAAGGAGCAGUUCGACACGCUGGAUGCCGAGACGAGGCCUAAGGUUCUCGUCAACACCUUCGAUGAGCUGGAGCCCGACGCGCUCCGCGCCAUCGAGCGCUACCACGUGAUCGGCGUGGGCCCGCUCGUGGAUGCUGAGCCCUCCUUCGGGGGGGACCUGUUUGGGAAGUCCGAGGGAUGCAUCGAGUGGCUCGACUCGAAGCCUGAAUCGUCGGUCGUGUACGUCUCGUUCGGGAGCCUCGUGAGCCUGGAGAAGCCGCAGAUGGAGGAGAUCGCGAGGGGGCUGCUCGGCUCGGGCAGGCCGUUCCUGUGGGUGGCACGACCGCCAGCCGGGGAGGAGGAAGGAGCAGCAGCCCGGCCGGAGGAUUCGUUAGGGUGCAUCGAGGAGCUUCGGGCGCAGGGGAAGAUCGUGCGGUGGUGCCCGCAGAUGGAGGUGCUUGCCCACGGGUCGGUGGGAUGCUUCGUGACGCAUUGCGGGUGGAACUCGACGCUCGAGAGCUUGUGGUGCGGGGUGCCGGUGGUGGCGUUUCCUGUGUGGUCGGACCAAGGGACGAACGCGAAGCUGCUGGAGGAUGAGUGGGGGACUGGGGUCAGGGUGGGGCCCGGGGAGGACGGGAAGGUAUCGGAGGAGGAGAUCACGAGGUGCAUCCAGCGGGUAAUGGACGGAGGGGAGAAGUUCAGGGAGAAUGCAGCCAGGUGGAAGGGUAUGGCAAGGGAGGCCGUGGCUGAGAAUGGAUCUUCCUAUAGGAAUUUGAAGGCCUUUUUCAAGGAGUUGGAGUUGGGGCAUUUGAAUAAUUAG
Striga hermonthica is the source of this 1383-nucleotide messenger RNA. NCBI's taxonomy places the organism in Eukaryota, Viridiplantae, Streptophyta, Magnoliopsida, Lamiales, Orobanchaceae. The record is from the annotation of a GenBank genome assembly.